GGCCUUGCUUUCUCAAAACCCAGACCAAAGUGUUUCGAGCGCACGCACACAGAGCAGAGAGAGGGAAAUGGCUUACCAUCUCUCCGCCUCGCCCUCCUCUCUCUUACAUGACCGCCAACCUCUCUGCAACUCUCUUUACUCUCAGCGAAAACCCAGUCUCAGAAGUUCCAACUACUCUUUCAAGCCCAGUCAUCUCCCUUCUAAACCAAAAACCUUGCUCCAAGUAAGCCAUGUUUCUGUGCAAGACCCAAUCCCACAAGAAACCCAGAAGACAAACCCCCCAAAAGACACAGAUGGUAAAUACCCAGAUGGAAAAUCCGGGUCCUCAGCCAAAAGCAAUGUCUGGGUCAAUCCCAGAAGCCCCAGAGCUUCACGGCUUCGGCAACAUUCAUACGACGCAAGGUACGCUUCUCUUUCGAAAGUGGCUGAGUCUUUGAAUUCAUGUAAUCCAAAUGAAGAAGAUGUUGUUGAAGUUCUGAGGGCUUUAGGAGAUAGAAUUUUGGAACAAGAUGCUGUAAUUGUUCUUAAUAAUACAGUGAACGCAGAAGCUGCACUUCUUGCUCUUAGGUACUUUCAGCAGAGGCUGAAACCAAGUAGGGAGGUGAUUCUUUAUAAUGUGACUUUGAAGGUGCUUAGGAAGUGUAGGGACAUGGAUAGAGCAGAGAAGCUGCUUGAUGAAAUGCUUGAGAGAGGGGUUAAACCUGAUAAUGUUACGUUUUCGACUCUGAUUACCUGUGCUAGGAUGUGUUUUAUGCCAAAUAGGGCUGUGGAGUGGUUUGAGAAGAUGCCUAGUUUCGGGUGUGUUCCUGAUGAUGUUACCUAUUCGGCUAUGAUAGAUGCCUAUGGACGGGCUGGUAAUGUUGAUAUGGCUUUGAGUUUGUACGACCGAGCUAGAACUGAAAAGUGGCGCAUUGACCCAGUGACAUUCUCGACAUUGAUUAAGAUGUAUGGGGUGUCAGGAAAUUUUGACGGGUGCUUGAAUGUCUACGAAGAGAUGAAGGCUCUUGGUGCAAAGCCCAACAUGGUUAUAUAUAACACUUUGUUGGAUGCUAUGGGAAGAGCUAAGCGGCCUUGGCAGGCGAAGAUUAUUUACAAAGAAAUGACCAACAAUGGAUUUUCACCCAAUUGGGGGACGUAUGCAAGUCUCUUACGAGCCUUUGCUAGAGCUCGAUAUGGUGAAGAUGCACUUGGUAUAUAUAAGGAGAUGAAGGAGAAGGGGUUGGAGUUGAAUGUAGUUCUGUACAACACCCUUUUGGCCAUGUGUGCUGAUAUUGGCUGCGUUGAUGAAGCUUUUGAGAUUUUUGAACAUAUGAAAAAUUCUCAGACUUCCAAGCCUGAUAGUUGGUCAUUUUCAUCCUUGAUCACCAUAUAUUCCUGCAGUGGAAAAGUCUCGGAGGCAGAGGCAAUGUUGAAUGAGAUGUUGGAGGCAGGCCUUGAGCCUAAUAUCUUUGUUUUGACAUCACUCAUCCAAUGUUAUGGGAAAUCCCAGCGUACAGAUGAUGUUGUUAGGACAUUCCAACGGCUGUUGGAGUUGGAUAUUACUCCAGAUGAACGCUUCUGUGGUUGUCUCCUUAAUGUGAUGACCCAAACACCAAAGGAAGAACUUAGUAAGCUUACUGAUUGCAUCGAGAAGGCUAAUUCAAAGCUUGGUCAUGUCAUAAAACUUUUGUUAGGGGAGCAAGAUAGCGAAGGAGAGUUUAGAAAGGAAGCAUCAGAACUCUUUGAUUCCAUUGGAGUGGAUGUAAAGAAGGCUUACUGCAAUUGUUUAAUUGAUCUCUGUGUCAACCUAAAUCUGUUGCAGAGAGCAUGUGAGCUGCUAGAACUGGGGCUUACACAUAAGAUAUACACAGAUAUACAGUCUAGGUCCUCAACUCAGUGGUCUCUAUAUCUCAAGGGUCUCUCUCUUGGGGCAGCUCUGACUGCAUUACAUGUUUGGAUAAAUGAUUUAUCAAAGGCCAUGGAAUCUGGGGAGGAGCUUCCUCCAUUGCUUGGAAUCAACACCGGACAUGGGAAACACAAGUACUCAGAUAAGGGUUUAGCAGUUGUGUUCGAGUCACAUUUGAAGGAACUCAAUGCUCCGUUUUAUGAGGCUUCAGAUAAGGUUGGCUGGUUUUUGACUACAAAGGUUGCAGCCGAGUCAUGGUUGAAGUCUAGAAGUUCGCCUGAAUUAGUUGCCGCUUAGGUGUUGUGCUCAUAAGGGUUUGGUGUUUCAGGAACUGCUCUUCCCAUUAAUAUGUAAUGCCUAGAAGUGGUAUGUGCUGCUUCUAAAAUGUCUCUUUUAUUUGUUUUUUUUAAUCUCACCUCUAUUGUUUGAGGACAAUUUUUGUAAUAUUAGACAAUGAAAUCCAUUAUACUUUGAUGUCUUAUAGAGUUAAUGGAGUGUUUAGAAUU
This is a messenger RNA of Corylus avellana, 2391 nucleotides long. It is a transcript of the gene SVR7, whose product is annotated as pentatricopeptide (PPR) repeat-containing protein. Lineage: Eukaryota; Viridiplantae; Streptophyta; Magnoliopsida; Fagales; Betulaceae. Gene Ontology annotation, molecular function: mRNA binding; protein binding; rRNA primary transcript binding. The record is from RefSeq and is a predicted model, not a curated record. Gene Ontology annotation, biological process: positive regulation of translation. Gene Ontology annotation, cellular component: chloroplast stroma.